CAACUGAUGUGUGAAUAAGGAAGCCAAGACUUACCUGAAACCAGAUUAGGUUCUUUAUGUCAUUCCACACAGGUGCAUGGAGUUAAGUUAUAGGACGUAAUGCAGCAAUGGUUCUGUGGAUAAUUCUGACAAUAGGGCUGACCACACUGGUUCAGUGCAUAGAUACCUUACCAACGAAACACAGAUUUAUUCUCUAUGCCCCAGGCAACAUCAGUUUAACAUUUUACAAAGACUUUAAUAAUGUUGACAAGGAAUUCAAGGUGUCUUUGAGCAGAGGAAUGAACAAAUCAGUGACUUUUUGUGUAGGAUCCUUCAAUUACACCCAGAUACCGUUUGAGGAGAAUAACUGCCGAGUUACCCCAGCCGUUGACAAUGUGACUUUUUUUCUGUGGGAUCUUACUGCAAACCAUACAGACAUUUAUUUUUUCCAUAAAGAAGUCAUGUAUCCCCCUCCUUACAAUCAUGAAUGUGAUGAGGGCACUUUCAUUCAUGUAAAAGAGCCCGCAUGCCCUAAACAUGAGACUACUAUUAUUCAGACAACUUCUUUAAGUCCAUUAAUUGCACUUGGAUGUUUUGCAUUAUACAGUCUCAUAAUCACUAUGGCUUUUCUAUAUAUUGUGAGAAAAGGAAGAAGAACCAGAAUUCAACAGAGUGAAUAUAUUAAUGUUGUGCCACGGCGGACCCGACCUCCUUUGCCAUGUGUAACAUACUCUACAACUGAUGGUUACUCUCAUUCUCGCUGA
Molecule: messenger RNA, 743 nt
Organism: Nanorana parkeri
Lineage: Eukaryota; Metazoa; Chordata; Amphibia; Anura; Dicroglossidae
Gene: CD28
Product: CD28 molecule
Exons: 4
Coding region: 108-743 (211 amino acids)
Biological process (GO): T cell costimulation; T cell activation; positive regulation of T cell proliferation
Cellular component (GO): external side of plasma membrane
Source: RefSeq, a predicted model, not a curated record